CGUGUUAACUAGCCUGCUCUAACGCUACAUGUACCAGUACCGGUACCUGUACCGGUAGAUCUAGGUAAUCGCGGGAGCAAGCAAUCCGACCGUUGGAUCUUUGAUAUCUGAUCCAAGCAUUGGCAAGAAGAGAACCCUCUCCCAUUUUUUUUGAGGAGGAAGAUAAAAACAAACACCAGCCACACCUCGUGUCGAAGCAAUAAUCAAUAAGAGAAACAAAGAAACAUCAACAAUGACGGUAGUGACGGACGCGAAGAUUCUGACAGUGGACACUGUGCCAACGUACUUGGCAUCGUCUCACAGCGACAAGCUGGAGUCGAUUUUUGGCUGCGGUUCUCCCAAAUUGACUGCCAAGGCGAUUCAAGGCGGCAAUGUGAACUACGCCUUUUGCGUGACGGACGAAGCGUCCUCCAAGACGGUCUUUCUCAAGCAGGCUCCUGAAUUUGUGGCUAUUUUCGGACCCGAUGGAUUCCCGUUGACCAGUGCUCGCAUGCAGCAAGAAAUGGACGUUUAUGCCGAAUGGAAAACUCUGCUGGGAGACGAAUUGGCUACCAGGUAUUUGCCCAAAAUACACUUUUUUGACAAAUCGUACAUGGUGGUGGUGAUGGAAUUUUUGGAAGGCUACGAAUUGUUGGAUCACGUGUUGGUGUCGGAAGAAUGCAACGUGCAUGCCAAUGUGGCCACUUACCUGGGUGAUUUCAUGGGACGGACUCAUGCAGCGACGCAUUCGUCCAAGGUGGAUGCCGAACGAAAGGCAUACUUGGUGGAUCACUACGAAAAUCGAGCCAUGCGAGACAUUCAACUCGAAUUUGUCUUUACCAAGUGCUUCAAAGAAGCCACCGAUGAGCAACGGGCUGGGCUGACAUUGACUCCGGAAUUCAUGGAACAAGUUGAAAUGAUGAAACAGCAGUACGAUGGGAAAACGGAUUCACUCGUUCUCAGUCACGGUGAUAUUCAUCCGGGAUCCGUCAUGGUCAAUUGCAAAGAUGGAGAAACCAAAGUCAUUGAUCCGGAAUUUACAGUGUAUGGACCACCUGGAUUGGAUGUGGGCAGUUUGUUGUCUGGAUUUGUAUUGGGAGCCAUUCAUCAGGCAUUCUCCAACAAUCCAAAGGCGGUAGAAGCCAUUGUGGAGGGAACCAAGGCUGUCUGGGGCGCCUACGUGAAAGCCAUGAAAGACGGUGGCAUCUCCGACGACAUUAUUAAAUCCAUCGAAAUUGAAACGGUGGGAUUCACAUUGCAAGAAGUCUGUCGAACGGCACUCGAGUUUGCAGGAGGACGCAAAUGGUUGCAAUUCGAAGAUCCAGACACGAAAUUGGCCGCCAAAAAGGCAGCAUUGGCGGUCGUCGACAAGUGCAUGAUUGCUCGUCAUGAAGGAGGAAUGCCUCUCUUGUUGAAGGAAAUGCAAGCUGUGGCCACCAAAUAAUCAAAUAUACCAACCAACCAAUCAACCAACCACUACAAUAUACAGACAAACAUACGACAGAAGUGACUACGAUGAUGCCGGUGAACUCCAUGCCAGUUGUUAAGGAUUGAAUGCAGGGUAUUCAGUAUGAUAUAUCAUAGUAGCAUGACUUGGAAUUGAGUGUCAACCUACAUGUAGCCACUAAUCAGCAGAGGAAAGCGUGACAUUGAGAUU
This is a messenger RNA of Seminavis robusta, 1636 nucleotides long. NCBI's taxonomy places the organism in Eukaryota, Bacillariophyta, Bacillariophyceae, Naviculales, Naviculaceae. The record is from the annotation of a GenBank genome assembly.